AUGCAGAUAAAAGAUGAGGAACGCGAUGAAGAGGUUUCCCAACCUGAAGACAACGGGAUACCUAUUUAUAGCUCUCUAGAAAGUCUUCUAUUUAUUCCCAAAUCAAUGUCGAAAGAGCUCAGCGAGAAAGCGAUAAAAACUCAGGAGUUCCUGGAUAAAUGGAGUAAUAACCGGAGAAGAAUGGUCAGAAAAAUGGAAGAUAUUGCAGAAAAGCUUCACAACUGGGAGAAAGGAUGUGCGAUUUCCACUACAGUCGGAAGUUCUGUUGGAGUUGUUUCGGGUUUCGCUAUCAUCGGCGGAGUUGUUCUGAUGCCUCCUGUUGCUGUCGCAGGAUUAAUUGUUGGUACAGCUGCCGGUAUAUCAAACCUUGCAACCGGGAUCUCCAAAUGGAUGUUUUCAAAAUCACAGCACAAGGAACUGCUCGCAUUGAUUGAAGAAGAUGAAAGACUGUUUGAAGAACUUCUUGUUUCGAGACAAGAAUUAAUGGAAGCAGUGAAAAAGAUUGUGGAGGGAGAAGAGUUCUACAAGCACUUCAAAGAUGAUAAUGACAUGGAAAACAAACUUAAGACCAUUUUCGGUUUUUCUGUUUCGGGAAUCACUGGAUUAGGAGCCAGAUUUGCGAUCACAUCUAUGGGUCGUCUCUCCUCUUCACUCGCCAAGGGAGUUCUUCAUAGUGUCGCUGCCAUUGGAAUCAUACUUGAUAGUGUCACUCUAGUACUGAGUGCAAAGACUCUUCAAAGCGGAGCUGCAUCUGAGUUAGGAACCGAAGUCCUCGCGGUAUCCGGAAAGAUGGAAAUGAUUCGUCAAAAAGUAGUCAAGCACUUUUUGAAUGCAGACGUUUGGAACGAUGAAGAAGACGAUCAACUUUUGGACGUCGGGUCUAUCGAGAUUUUGAAUGCCGACUCUCCGCUACAACGUUAUUUGGCAACUACCUCCUCUGAACAACAAAAUGCUUGA
Molecule: messenger RNA, 957 nt
Organism: Caenorhabditis briggsae
Lineage: Eukaryota; Metazoa; Nematoda; Chromadorea; Rhabditida; Rhabditidae
Exons: 4
Coding region: 1-957 (318 amino acids)
Biological process (GO): lipid transport; lipoprotein metabolic process
Cellular component (GO): membrane; extracellular region
Molecular function (GO): lipid binding
Source: RefSeq, a predicted model, not a curated record